Colletotrichum spaethianum is the source of this 1854-nucleotide messenger RNA. RefSeq lists its product as uncharacterized. The record is from RefSeq and is a predicted model, not a curated record. Lineage: Eukaryota; Fungi; Ascomycota; Sordariomycetes; Glomerellales; Glomerellaceae. Bases 1 to 1854 code for a protein of 617 amino acids. The transcript has a single exon.
AUGUUCGCCUCCGAUUCCUUCCUGCCCUCGGCCUUUACCGACCACGACCCGAACAUGCCACCAUCCGCUGUCAUCUCGCCGCUGUCACUGUCGCGAAUGGCCACUUCGUCCUGCUACUUCGACAACAAGUCGACAUCGAAUGUCCCAGGACACUCUCUCUACUCUCCUCAAUCCUCUGGCGCUGUGCGCUACCCACCCCAAUCACAAAGCUUUCUUUCGCCUCACUUGCCCGCCAACGGCAUCAACGGCGCAAACGGUGCAAGCAGCCUCAACGGUGCCCUCUCAUAUGAUCAUAUGUCGAGAGUCGUUUCGCCGUCACAUCCCGAAAACCUUGCCAAUCACACUUCAGCGGCUUUUCCACCGACCGUCAGGGUCUCUCCGAACGGCAUGCCUCAUCCGCGGUCAGUUUCCGCCGAUGCAGCCUCGGCUCCGGCGUCCGCGCAGAUUAUUCGACGGCUGGCCCAGCAGAAUGCACGGAUACGGGAGGCGUGGGAAGCCGAGCGCAAGUACAUGGAAGCAAACCGGGAGCGGGUUGAGGAAGUCUACAAGGAGGAGCGAAUGAUUAUGGAAGACGAGCGUCUUGCGUGGGAGGCUGAGAAGACAACCUUGUUGGAGCAGAUCAGCCGUCUCAAAGACCAAGUCGCAGCGAUCGACGCCGACAAGAUUCGGCUGCAAGGCGCACUGCAGCGAGUUGAGCUAGAGAAGGCAGGCAAAGUCGCUGGCGUCACUGUUGCAAUUCCAGGAACAGGAACGCGAGGUGGUGGGGCCGACGGCUCCACCGAACUUUACUUUCCAGGAUUCUCCCCGCAACCCAAUGACGCGCGAUUCGGCCUCUCGAACGGGACUACAGAGCGAAGGCCAGCCAAUGGCUCUGCCUCAGCCUCCGUCUCGCCGGCCCAGAACCGAUCUCAGUUUAUUAGUCCUGGCAGUUCCCGAAUUUCUCCUUCCAGACAGCCAGAGACUUCGCCCUUUAUCCCACUCAACCCCAAUAUGCAGCCUACUACCGCCGAUCCCGUCGAUUUCCUCGGCUCCCCCAAGGAUGAGGAGCCGGUCCCCAUCGUCGACAUUCAAAUCAUCAAUCCUCAACUGGAAGGCGUCCCUCUCAAGGCCCCUGCCAUCCAGAAGAGCACAUUCACCGAUUCUGGCCCAACCCCGGACAACUCAAAGUGCUCGUCUAGAAACGCCUCCCCACCCGGAGACUCGGCAAAGUCGAGACGCAGCCCUACCCAGGAACACACUCUCGAGGUUCUUGCCGCUCCCGAGCCCGACAGGCUGGUCAUGCACGCCGGUCACACUCCUAGCCAUUCCCUCUCUGUACUAGGAACCGCUCCCGGCACAGAGGUCGCAACGGCUGCCGACGGCACCGGAGGAUCUACGCCCACAUUGGCGCCGACAGACAUGAGCUCGAACCCAGCGACCCUGUGUGAUGUCAGGGCAAGAGGCGAUUCAUCCGAUUUCCAGGAUGACGUUUUCGGCGGCCCCGACGAACCCCAACCUACAUUGGAGGCGACCGACGACGUUGCGCUCAAGGGUCCUCUGAUGGUCCGCAACAUCCCUGCACAUGACGAAAUUUUCUUCAAGCGGUUGUCCGAAAAGCUUGAAGAUGUCAGCAGCGGCGCAGAUGCCGUCCCAACUUGCAUGAAGACGCCGAGCGAAGUUGCGUUCGAAGGCCCGGCUGAUGACAUGGAGAACCUUCUUGUGGUGAAGCGGGACGUCGACACGGCCAGCGACAAAGGCUCUACUACCGACAGAGACGACGCAUCGGAGUCUCAGAGCAAGGUCAAAGAGGUCGACGUGCCUCUGAAGCUCAAGAAGACCACCAACUUCGGUGCUCCCCUCGGCUCCAUGUUUUGA